GUAUUUGUGAAAAAAAAAAAAAAAAAAAAAAAAAGUCACGUGGAGUAUCUGUAGUAGGCACGGUGUAGUAGGCAUUUUUAUUUUAGGUAUAUAAAUGGACGCGAUUCUACGGUAAAAUGUCAAGCAAUCGGUAAAUAAAUAUAUAAUAUUCGAAAACGCCAUCCUCUCGAAGAUGGCAUAUCGUUCGAAAGAUAUCUGUGAAUCAGCAAUCGCAAGCAAAACGGAGGAAUAAAUUAGGAACCCAAAUGGAGUAAUUAAUCUUCUCCAUUUGACAAUUCGUCAGCUGGAAUUUGACAUGUGUAGCGAGACCUAACCUUAAACGUCACAGUACGCCAAGCUGUCAAAAUUGUCGAAAACUAUAAAAAACGAACUGUGACAUAUGAGCUGGUAAAAUGAACAAAAAGGUGGUCAUCACGUUUUAUCUGCUGUUAAAUGUCAUCUUCUCGAUUGUAAUCGUACUGUUAAACAAAUGGCUUUAUAUUCAUACUCGCUUUCCGAACAUCACGCUGUCCAUGAUACACUUCGCUAUGACAUUUAUCGGCUUGAUAAUCUGCGAGAAGUUGAAUGUAUUUUGCGUCAAGGACAUCGACAUCAAGGAGAUGGUGCUGAUUGCCAUGACGUUUUGCGGAUUCGUCGUUCUGACGAACUUGAGCUUGGCGCAUAACACAGUUGGAACCUAUCAGGUGGCGAAAAUGUUAACGACACCCUGUGUGAUAAUUAUGCAAAUGAUAUUUUAUAAAAAGCAUUUUAGCAUGCUCGUUAAAUUAACAUUAAUACCGAUUACACUAGGGGUCGUCAUCAAUUUUUAUUACGAUAUACAAUUCAAUGUCAUUGGAACCAUUUACGCGACACUUGGAGUGCUUGUAACAUCCUUGUAUCAAGUGAUGAUAAACAGGAAGCAGAGAGAAUUUCAGAUGGAUCCGAUGCAAUUGUUAUUUUAUCAAGCACCAUUGUCCACUGUUAUGCUGUUGAUCGUUAUUCCAAUCUUGGAACCAGUUGGGCAAACUUUCACGCAUAAUUGGUCACUAUUGGAUAUAAGCAUGGUGAUUUUAUCAGGCAUGGUUGCAUUUUUUGUAAAUUUGACUUCCUAUUGGAUCAUAGGAAAGACUUCACCUUUAACAUAUAAUAUGGUUGGACAUUCCAAAUUUUGCCUCCUUUUGUUGGGAGGUUCAUUACUUUUCCACGAAACACUAGCGAUAAAUCAAGUCAUUGGUAUAACUCUGACAUUAGUGGGAAUUAUAUUAUAUGCACAUGUCAAAAUGAAAGACAUCCAGACUAUAGUGCCAGAAUAUGAAGUCAGAGAAACGAAACCUUUGUACAAGGUAUGAUUUCAUAGUUGCAGCUGGAAUUGAAAGAAAUUUAUCAUAGUACUUAAUGAUAUGACAUAAAUUUUGUAAGCUUAAAGUCUAUAUUACAAUAAAGUUUAUUUAUUACUCCCUAA
This is a messenger RNA of Nylanderia fulva, 1441 nucleotides long. Its product is annotated as solute carrier family 35 member E3-like. The record is from RefSeq and is a predicted model, not a curated record. NCBI's taxonomy places the organism in Eukaryota, Metazoa, Arthropoda, Insecta, Hymenoptera, Formicidae.